Messenger RNA from Anopheles aquasalis, 1102 nucleotides. Its product is annotated as MAPK regulated corepressor interacting protein 2. NCBI's taxonomy places the organism in Eukaryota, Metazoa, Arthropoda, Insecta, Diptera, Culicidae. The record is from RefSeq and is a predicted model, not a curated record.
UGGGGUUCGUGAACCACCUUGGGUUGGGUGCUCUUGAAAAGUUGUGGAGGAAAUAUUGAGAAAAACAGCAUAAAAUAGAUAAAUAAGGAAUCUGAACACGAUGUACACGGUUUCGAAGGGUCCUAGUAAGCUGGUGGCGAAAACGCGAAGAGGAAUUCCCCAAAAUUAUGAAAAAUACGAGCUAUUGCGAGAUCUAGGGAGGAAACCGAACGGGGAAGCCGAUAUCGCUGAACUCAGUGUACCACGACCUGUAUUCCAAGUCUCAAAGAAAUCAGCUGCAGCCCAAUAUCUCAGAACCAGACACCAACAAGAGGAACAAACCGAGAAAGAGCGAGUUAGUCCGCAACACGAGGAACUAAUUAAAUACAUCAACGAUUCAUGGAAUAUUGUGGUGGCUUCAAAUCCAUAUGAUAUGCCUGGGACACCUGAUAGUACAGGAUCAAAUUACUCAUUAUCCUCGAAUAGCAGUACAUCAUCGUCCAUCUCGUCCACCUCAAGCACAUCGACAGUGUAUUACAAUGAACCUCCAAGUCCAAAGUUAGUAGAUUUUAAACCGUUCGACCUAGAGAGUUGGUGGGGGAAAAGAAUAUUCAAUAACAUCACGAAGAGUUUGUGAAUAAAUUCCCUAUUCUUAGAUUUUCCACAAUAGUUUAAGAAUGUAGUAAAACGAAGCAAGCCUUUUUUCUUUCUUAAAAGGUUCAGCGUGUACUGCAUUAGUAACUGUAGGAUGUACAAACAUGUAUUUCCGCAUAGUAUGAGAGGGAGACACUACGCAGAUUUCUUUUGGUUUGGCUUUUGAAUCAUUACCGUUAAAUUUUCAUCAAAAGCAACCAGUCCGUUAAUGUUUAUUAGACAAAUUUGCUAUCCUUUUAGUCAAUAAAUCUUCAGUCAGUUGUUAUCAUUUAGAAUGAAGAAUUGAGCCAAAAGGAAUAAGCGAAUUGCAAAGGAAUCAUUCUUAAAGCUCAAACGGUUGUUAAAAAUACAGCAAAUUCAAGCUAAUCCAGGAUUUUGCUGUAUCGACCCUAAAAAAAACAAUUAAAACGAAUGAGAAAUGCAGGAUGUCUACUGAAAAUGCGUACUAAUUGCAUUGUUAACGAGGAGA